Messenger RNA from Lutra lutra (Eurasian river otter), 2386 nucleotides. RefSeq names its product basic proline-rich protein-like. The record is from RefSeq and is a predicted model, not a curated record. The coding region runs from base 1 to 1302 and encodes 433 amino acids. The transcript has 3 exons. NCBI's taxonomy places the organism in Eukaryota, Metazoa, Chordata, Mammalia, Carnivora, Mustelidae.
AUGAGCCUCAUGGCCGAUGCGCGGGCUCCCCGUGUGCCCGGCGCCCAGGGCGCGCUCUCCAACUUUCCCGACCUCCCGCACACACGCGCGCGCGCGCACACGAGGCCGCGGCACCCAGGUCCCACGUGCCCUCGAGGCCGGACCCGGACCCUACCCCGCCUCCUUCGCGGGCGCCGGCCGGCGGAGCACCCAUGCCCACCCGCGCCCUGCGCUCCGGACCCCGCGCCCGGCUCCGGACCCCGCGCCCGGCUCCGGACCCCGCGCCCGGCUCCGGACCCCGCGCCCGGCUCCGGAGCCCGGCGGGCCCGCUCUCACCUCGGCCUUUGUCCUGCCGCCGACGCAGCCCCGCUCCCUGCGACCGCCGCCGUCGGAGGGCCAGCCCAGCCUCCCGGCCGCCGUCCCACCCACAGCUCCCGGGCUCCGGCCGGGCCGGGGGCGCUCGGCAAAGCCCGGAUCGGCGGAGCGCGGCCGGCGCCGGGGACGCGACCCCUGACCCCGGCCGCGCCCCCUGCAGUCCACUUCUCCGGGUCUUCGGGCCGACCGCGCGGAAGGGACUCGCGGUGGGCUCGGCCGCCCCGGGACCCGACUGGGGAAGGGUCGCGGCGAGGGCGGUGUCCCGCGAGGGGAGGGGGCGAGGCGGCCGGAGCGAAGUCCCGCGGCCUUCCCGCCGGGGUUCUCGCCCCGGUGGCACCCCGGUCCUCUCGUCUCCCCGACCCGGUGCCCGGGUCCCCUCACCCAAGCCGGGCCGGAGCUGAGCCCUGCGGAGGGUCCAAGUUGGCCGGGCGCCCAGCAGGACCGCGCCCCCCGCGCGCGUCUCCAGGAAAUUCCCACUCGAAGCUCCCAGCCACGGUGCGCCGCCUGCGCCCAGGAAAUGUCGCCUUCUUCUCGGUUCUCCCCGAAGGAUUCCACCCGCACCCCCCGGCAGCGGCCCGCGAGCCCCCUACCCUGACGUACCCCUCCUCCCCUGCACUCCGUGGGACCAAGUCCUGGAGCCUCUCCAGCCACAGCGGAGUCCGCGGGGCGGGGAGUCUGCAAAGAAGUGGGAAGAACCUUCGGAGAACAGAGGAGACAAGGCAAAUCUGUGGGGCAGCGAGAGAGGAGCCCAGACCUCCCAGUGACUCCACGCCCAGGACCCCGGGACCCCCCCCCCCCGCGCCCGGCCGCCAGGCUGAGCCCUGCAGUAGUCGCUGUCGCCCGGACGCCCCGCGGGACCCGCCCCUCCCCCCGCCUCCCGUCACCCGCAGCGCCGCGGACCCGCUCAAACAGCGGGGACUGGAAGACCCCGGUCCCCGACAGACCUAGUGGGCAAGCGGCGACGAGGGGGCCGGCCUGGGGCCCGCAGAGAAGAGGAAGAUUCUGGAACUCCAGGCUCCGGCGGGUGGGACCGGUCACCUCUGCCCUGACCCCCGUGUCCGGUCGGAAGAAGGAGUGAAUGAAGUAAGGACUAAAAGAGCGAACCUCAAAGAAGACUUUGCAGACCUCACCGGCGCGUGAUGCAGCAGUAGCCAGAGCAGUGAGCACGGGGCAGGAGAAGGAGAACUGGAGAUGUGCUCCUGAAGCCAAAGCCGUCACCCCCGUGAUUUCAGGAACCUGCAAGUGGCAGAACCUGCUCUGUGCCCUCCUCGCUGCCCCUCACCUGCACGCCCUGCCGGUGAGGUCUUGGGCCUAAGAGUCACUGUCCUCUGGGACUGGGGAGUGACAGUUCAGGGACCAGGUGAGGAAACAGCUCCAGUAAAUGCCGGCUCUCCCUGCGUCCAAAGUAGGAGAACUGCCUGGAAGAAUCCUGGCAGAUCUGUGCUAGGAAGACAGCACCAUCAUUUUCCUUCUUAUUAUGAAAGAUUUCAAAUGCGCACUAGAGAGAUAACAUCACGAACCCUCCCUGUGUGCCCAGGAACCAGCCAGUCCUAGUAUCUUGCCAUACUUGCUUCAAAUGUUCAUGUUAAAAAGAAAUAUCACAGUGCAGUCAAAGCCCCUGGACAGCCCUCCCAGAUCCCAGUUCUUCCCUCCCCAACCCCCCAGUACUCGUCUAAAACAUCCCAACCAUGUUUUUGUACUAUUACUGCUAUGCAUGCAUUUAUGAAUUCUGUAGAGUGUUUUUACUAGUUCUGCAACUUUCUGUGUGUUAGAUUCUGUUUUGUUCUGUAACCAGGAGGGUUGGCUUUAUAUUGUUUGUAAGAGCCCCCUAGUCCUACACAAAGCCCUACUUUAUUCAUUUUUUAAAUUAGUUUCAGAGGUAGAGGUCAGUGAUUCAUCACUCUUUUAUAAUACCCAGUGCUGGUUACAUCAGGUGCUGUCCUUCAUGUCUAUCAUCCAGAUACCCCAUCCCCCCCCCACUACUUUAUGCAUUUUAACCACUCAGUGGCAUUUUAGGGGCACCUGGGUGGCU